UCUGCAGAGACUUUGAGAGAGAGAGAGAGAGAGAGAGAGAAUCAUUCGAACUAUUGGAGAUAUUUUCUCUCGUUUUCUGCGGCUGGGAACGGAAACAGACUUCCUCAACUGAGGCGGUUUUUGCUGCUGGUAUCAAAUACUCCUACAAUCAUCUGGAUCGUGUAAUUCUCCUCCACCAAGAUAUAGCUGUCCUCACAAGAUACUACUAGUAUAUUUAGCAGAAAGUUUGGGAGGGGGGUUUGAUGCUGCUGUUACAUGUGCUCUGAAACCUGUUGAGAUUACCGGAUUAGGGUUUGCUUGAUUCGUCUGCCGCGUUUGUGUGCUGUGUGGGUUUCUGGACGAUUGUGGGUUAUGGAAAAUGGGUGAAGGUGGAGAGAGCAUUGGAGGAGGGAUGAAGGUGGAGGAGGAGAGAGAGAAGGAGAGUUCAUCAUUAGUGCUUCCUCGGAGGUUUCUGAGGGUUUUGUUGGUCGAAUCUGACGAUUCCACCCGCCAGAUUAUCGCCGCUCUUCUUCGGAAAUGCAGUUACAGAGUUGAUGCUGUUCCUGAUGGCUUAAAGGCUUGGGAGACACUAAAGGAGGGACCAAACAACAUUGAUCUUAUAUUAACUGAAGUGGAGUUGCCAUCGAUAUCUGGAUAUGCACUUCUUACCUUGAUCACAGAGCAUGACGCUUGCAAAAAUAUUCCUGUGAUAAUGAUGUCCUCCCAGGAUUCAGUCAGUGUUGUGUUGAAAUGCAUGUUAAAAGGUGCUGCUGACUUUCUUAUUAAACCUCUGAGGAAGAAUGAACUAAGGAACCUUUGGCAGCAUGUUUGGAGACGGCAAAUUAAAAAAUGGCAGCAGACCAAAGGGUAUGUUCCUGUAAAUGCUGUGUCUGAACAAGAGAAAGUCAAAGUCACUUCUGAAAACAGCACAGCGAGCAAUCACUCAAGUGAUUCUCUCGAUUCUACACCAAAAAAGGACUGUGGCAAGAAAGGCAGUGAUGCACAAAGCUCUUGUACGCCUUGCUUGGAAGCCAAGAGUGCAAACAUGCAAAAUAUGCAGGGUUUAUCGCAUCUUAAAUGGGGGAGUAGCUAUAAAAGGUUCAAUACAGAAGAGCAUGAAGACCGUAUGCUUUUGGAUGAGAAAUCACUUAUACCCAAGACUGGAAUCGGAAGAAAAUCAAUUGGAAUGGAACUGGAAAGUGCUUCCUGCAACGAACCCUAUAGUUCAACUGUGUCCAUGGACGACCUUGUUUGUGGUAGAGCCAUGACUGGGGAUGCAGACUUUGACCCAGAAAGUAAUGAAGGACAUGCUAGUAAGAACAUUGAGGUUCAUUUCCUUGCUACCAAUAUGAGUGAACCUUCAAUUGGAGCCCUAGACUUGAUUGGCAAAUUUGAACAGCACCCAGAGAACACUUAUGGAAACUUGAGUGCCAAUGACAAUACGAGCAGGUUCAGUUUUGCUCCCGAUUUGGAACUUUCUUUAAGGAGAUUUCAUCAAAGUUACCCAAAAACUGAAGCUACCGACGAAGGGCAUACUUUAAACCACUCUAACGCCUCUGCCUUUUCAUGGUAUAAUGACGGUAAGGCAUCAAGACCACUUCUUCCAGCAUCACCCAGUGAUUGCUCUGAACUGAAGGAGGCUGCAUCUAGUUUUUACAAGGAACUAAAUCAUUUCGCCCAGAACAAAGUUGGUAUCCAACCACAUGGUGCUGUAUCAGAUAGUCAGGAGAAUAAUAUGUCCAGCCUGUUCUCUGGUCAAUCUGGACACUCUGAAACUGCAUUCGUAGGUCAUCAGCUUGGGCAUGUUCCUGUCCCUGGAGUAAAAUUUGACAGCUUCUUUUCUGGUUAUGGUCAGAUAUUUCCACCUAUCAUGUACACACAGUCAGAUUUCCCUCCAUUGUGGAAUGCCAAAGACCAGUGCGAGCAGUCCCCCUUCCUGAUGAGUUCCUCAGCUCAUUCCAGUUCUGAAAUUCAUAAUUCAGACCAAUGUAACAUUCCAUAUGAGAAAACUACUAACCAUUCUACUGGGAAUACUGUACGAGAGGAGGAUAACAAUUUCGAAUCUGUGCUGAGAGAUGGUUCUGCCACCCCUGGACUGAGUUGUAUUAGUACUUUAUGUGACUGUAGUGAUGGUAACAAGCUUGAGAGUGGUGCUUCUGAAAAUAAGUGCGAUGGAUGUGAUGGUGAUGCCAUUCAACCCGCUUCAUUUGUCAGAACGAGGGUAUCUGAGAUUGUGAUUGAUACUGGGUUAGGAAGGAAAGAUUCUCAUUGCCCCAGUCAAAGGGAAGCAGCUCUAUUAAAAUUCAGAUUGAAACGAAAAGAUCGUUGCUAUGACAAAAAGGUUCGGUACCAGAGCAGGAAAAGACUUGCGGAACAGCGUCCACGAGUGAAAGGACAGUUUGUUCGUCAAGUGCAAAACGAACAGUCCACACCCUGAAUCCUGAUCCACUGACUCUCACCCCCGUGUUUUUGUUGAUUCUUGACUGCUUCAUUCCAUGAGACAUGGCCAAAAUCUUCCCUGGGUAUGGUAUGUAUAUGUUGUACACUAACAUUAGUUGUUAAUAGAAAAUGAGUGUAUUGUGGUUAAGUGCUGACAUUUGGAGUGGAAGUUUUGACAUAGGUUAUAGGGUUGUACUGGAUGUUUGUCUAGCAUUCAGUUAGGAGGUAGGUAGUGUGUUUGUCAUGUUUCACUAGUUGUGUGAGAACUAAGCCUAGUGCACUUAGUUAGGAAAGUUAUUGUACUUAUUUUAAUUUUAUACGUUUGUAGUUCAUUGGAGGUGCUCUGCAGUCUGCAGACCCCAAACCCAAAUGGUUUGUAUCAGCAUAUGUAAUCUUUGUUUA
Molecule: messenger RNA, 2820 nt
Organism: Rhododendron vialii
Lineage: Eukaryota; Viridiplantae; Streptophyta; Magnoliopsida; Ericales; Ericaceae
Product: two-component response regulator-like PRR95
Exons: 8
Coding region: 359-2416 (685 amino acids)
Biological process (GO): phosphorelay signal transduction system; cytokinin-activated signaling pathway
Molecular function (GO): protein binding
Source: RefSeq, a predicted model, not a curated record